CCUCUCUUCUCUCUCCUCACUUCUCUCUCCUCACUUCUCUCUCCUCAAUUCUCUCUCCUCUCUUCUCUCUCCUCACUUCUCUCUCCUCUAUUCUCUCUCCUCACUUCUCUCUCCUAUCUCUCCAUCCCUCCCUCUCUGUCCAUCCCUUCCUCCCUAUUUUCUAGUGUCCUUUCCCUUUUUUUCUAGUAAUUAGGAACCACCAUGUCUGCUCCUACAAUCGUAACCACUAGAGGUCCAUCUAUCCCAGCACAGAACACACUCAGAGAGACCAGAGACUACCCUAUGGCUGAGAGAAUACCCCUCCGACUGCCAACUCCCCAGCCUUACCAGGACCCAUGCUUCCAGCAUCACACCCACCUCUCCCACCACUUACACCCCAGCAUCGGGAGCCCCGGUCUGGGCCAGACAUCUUGCCACCACCCCCUGGAGCUCCAGACUCCCCUGGAGCAAUAUGGAGGAACUGGAAUAGAGGCAGCACCCAGGACCACUCUCCUCGAUUCAAGCCCCUAUUAUAGGGGGAGCAGAGACAGCUACAGGGGUGGGGGUGGUGGAAGAGGAGGUUCUGUAGAGGUUCGUGGACAUAGCAGAGGUGAUAACGGUAGUGAUGUUGAUGGUAGAGAUGGUUGUUUUGGAGGGCAGAAAGCUAGCUACUGUAAUAGGGGGGUUGUGGACGACAGUGUAGGUCAAGGGGCUGAUUUCGGCAGACAUUUUGAAAGUCAGAGCCUUGCCUAUGCUAACCCGAGGGAUGAGGACUGCGAUGGCGAUGACAGCAGCGCCAGCGGUAGUGGUGGUGAUAUUUACCACAGAAUAGACGAGGACUGUAAAAGGGAUGAUGUCUUUUACAGAACGGAUGAAGGCUGUAACAGCAGUAGGGAUGAUGUUUUCUACAGCAACAGUAGAGAUCAGGGCUGUGAGGAGAAAACGGACGAGGGGUCUAACACUAGAGACGAGGUGUUUUACAGAACGGAUGAUGGCAGGAAUGACGUCUUUCAAAGAACGGAUGACGUCUGUAGUAACAGGGAUGACGUGUUCUACAACAGAGAUGAUGUGUGUGAGGAGAGGCGAGAUGGUAGCAGUGGUUAUAGAGACAUCACUACCGGUAGCCAUGAUGGUGGAAACAAUAGAGCUGAUCAUCUCUAUAAUGGUAGUGAUAUCUUUGAUGAUACAGGAAAGAUGGAUAGUUUGAGAAGGCUUGAUGAUGCAGGAAAGAGGAAUAAUAUGAUAAGGGUUGAUGAUUUCGGAGGAGAAUGUGAUGAUUUUGGUGAUAAAAGGUCCAUUCUGGAUCCUCCAGAGGCCCAGUUCAAGCCUGGGCUUUGGGUGAGUCCCUCUCCCCCAGAUCAGGGUUCUGUGGCUUGGGAAGGCAGUGAGAAGGGAGGGGGGUACCCCAAGGAUUGGGCAUCUCUGUACUCCUAUUCCCAGGCAGCAAGUGGCCCUAGUGGUGGUGGCGUUGGGGUGUACCGGCAAAAACUGGACUCCUUUUCAGAGGCGUUCUUCGUCAGACGCAACGUCGCCGGCAACAGAAUUCCGAAUGGGAUUUCCGGAAGUGGGGUUUUAGGAUUCGGUUCGGGAGGACGAAGCACAGGAUGGAUCAAAACGAGUGCUUACAAUUCACUCACAGACUCUUCCACUCUCCCUCCUCCUCCUCACCCCUUCCCCCUGCUCCUUAGCCCUCCUCCCUCCCCACUCCCCCCUCCCAAACUCACCACGACCCCUUCUCUCGGGACAGUUGAACUCACCCAGACCCCAGAGGGGGAUUGUAGUGGAACAGUCCAGUUUUACCCCUCCUCUCACCAGCCACUCCACACUUCCCACCCCUCCACCGUCAUGUGGAAGCUCCCACCCUGUCAUUGGCCGCAGCAGUCAGGUGAAGAGGGUGUCGUCGACGGCAACCCCUCAAGCGCCGGCCAUGUAUACUGCCAGGAGGCAGCGUUCACUCAGAGACAUGUUCACCAGGACUAUGAGAAUAAUACAGGUCACUAUAGUCUUCAAACUCCGGUACAAUCCACUGUUGUCUCUGCCACACCCCUUCACCUAUCCUCUCUUCUAUCCCAGCCCCCCAGUGGACUGCCACAGCAUGGAGCAGCACCCCUAGUGGUGUUUAGAGGUACUCCCUUCCCUAGUCCGCUCCAGUCUCCUAGAGGAGGGCAGAGUGGAGUGGAGCGGAUUGGGAGAGGGCUCCACUACACCCCUCUACCUAUGCUGAACCCCAGACGCAGAGGAACGGGGCUUCUCUCCUCCCUCGUCCCCCCUUCAGCUGGGGAACGAGGGAUGGGAAGGAUGACUGAAGAGAAGGGAUCUUUUUUACUUCCGUGUAUCAACGUGGGUCGAGGGUUCCAGGCUGAGCUGCCAUGUUGUCUAGAGAGGGAGGAGGUGUCUGGGGCGUGGCCAGAAGAAUCAUCAUCCAAUGAGGAGUUGCUCUGGAAACCUUGGGAGGAGCUUCAGAUGAGUUCUGUAAUUCAGGAAAAAGUGGAGGCAGUGUUGUCUUUGUGUAGUUCUAGCUGUCUACCAGGAGGGGGCAGCAACACAGAGCUGGCUCUACACUGUCUCUACCACUGUCAUGGAGAUACACUGGCCACGUUGGAGAGAUUGUUCUUCUCGAACCCAUCAACAGCAGUAGACUACCAUUACGCUGGUAGUGAUGUGUGGCAGCAGACUGAGAGGUCUCUGUUCAGUAAAGCGUUGACGACCCACGGCAAAGACUUCUCUCUCAUCCAACAAAUGGUGCAGACUAAGUGUGUUUCUCAGUGUGUGGAGUUCUACUAUCUGUCCAUGAAACUUCCUGACAAACAGAGGAAACAGAGGGAGGAGGAACGAGGGACAAAGGAACAGACGAGUGUGGUGUCCCUCCCUAAACCUAUGGACCGGGUGGUACCAGCCCCGUCAUUGGCUACCAGCUUCCCCUGUAAGCAGUGUGGAAAGAUGUUCUAUAAGAUAAAGAGUCGUAACGCCCAUAUGAAGAUCCAUAGGCAGCAGCAGGAUAACUGGAGACACCCCCCAGGCCUCGGCAUCAACCUAGCCCAGAACGUCACCCCCAACCUGGGCACCAAUCUACCCCAGCGCCAGGCUUCAGGUCGGGCCUACCUCCCAGGUCCCAUCAACAGCAACCACCACACUGGUGGUGCUCACACCAUCAUCAUCAACAACAUCAGUGUUCCAAACACCAAUACCAUAACCAAUAGCAACAGUGUCAGUGUCAUCGACUCCACCCCUAAUCAGAGAGGACACGCCCCCCUCCUCUCUGUCCAGCAAUCGUGGGACUUGUUUCAGUUGAACUCUGAUCCUGCGGCAGGGUUCUACUAUGACCCGGAAGUGAAAGGAGCCCUGGGGGUCACGGGGGGAGGGUUGAAAGGUCAAGUCCUCUGGCAGUAGAGUUCUAGAAUCAGAAUGAAUAGAACAUACAUGUAUAGGACUACAUUCACGUUUUGCACCAUCAAAAGCAUUUAAAAUAUAUAAAUAUAGUGAGAAAUAUGUAAAUGAUGUUUAAUAUGUAUUUAAAUGUUUUGAAUUUCAAUUUGUAUUAAAAUGGAUUUUUGUAUCUCU
Messenger RNA from Salvelinus fontinalis (brook trout), 3540 nucleotides. RefSeq lists its product as uncharacterized. The transcript has 9 exons. The coding region runs from base 202 to 3369 and encodes 1055 amino acids. Gene Ontology annotation, molecular function: transcription corepressor activity. Gene Ontology annotation, biological process: regulation of transcription by RNA polymerase II; negative regulation of DNA-templated transcription. The record is from RefSeq and is a predicted model, not a curated record. Gene Ontology annotation, cellular component: transcription regulator complex; histone deacetylase complex. Lineage: Eukaryota; Metazoa; Chordata; Actinopteri; Salmoniformes; Salmonidae.